This is a messenger RNA of Diospyros lotus (date-plum), 1637 nucleotides long. RefSeq lists its product as uncharacterized. Bases 129 to 968 code for a protein of 279 amino acids. The record is from RefSeq and is a predicted model, not a curated record. Gene Ontology annotation, cellular component: membrane; cytoplasm. The transcript has 4 exons. NCBI's taxonomy places the organism in Eukaryota, Viridiplantae, Streptophyta, Magnoliopsida, Ericales, Ebenaceae.
ACACCAAACGAACGAAUUUGACGGAGGCCCGUUGGCUUUAGAGUAAUUAAAAUGGGCAUCCAUUGUGCCGUCCCUAAAACCCAACUGCAACUGGCUUGGUUGGACCUCUUCAAGUCGGUUAAUUUAAGAUGUCGAAAUUUGAUUCACGCCCACUCUUCACGCUUACACAUUCCAAGGUCUUUCCCGCGAAACCAGGAAAUCACAGCAAAAUGGGAAUCCGUUCCGCCAGGACCACCACCACACUCCUCUUCUCCAUCAUUCGGCCACCCCUCGCCACCCACCUCCGCCACCACUGCAGACCCUACACUCCUUCGCCCCACCAGCUCGGCAAGAUCGUUAGGGCUUCCGAAACCUCUCGCCCCUUUUACAUCUCUCCUCCUUUCAAUUCAUAUUCCUAUUGUUCUUCUUCUUCUUCAUUGCCGAAAAUGGGGUUUCUCAGAUGGUACUUGGGAAUGCUUGACCGCCGGCCCGUCGCAACAAAGGCUGCCACUUCUUCUCUCAUUUACGUUGCCGCCGAUUUGACCUCCCAGAUGAUUACGUUGCCACCUUCUGGUUCUUUUGACACAAUGAGGACAUUGCGUAUGGCUGGAUUUGGAUUUCUUAUUUUAGGUCCAUCACAGCACAUGUGGUUUAACUUUGUAGCAAGAAUCAUACCAAGGCGAGAUGUGCUCAGCACCUUGAAGAAACUGGCUAUGGGGCAACUCAUUUAUGGGCCAUGUAUAAAUGGUAUUUUCUUCUCUUUCAAUGCGGCUGCACUAGGUGAAAUUGGGGAAGAGAUCAUUGCCAGAUUAAAGAGGGAUCUCCCUACAACAUUGAUGAAUGGUCUGAUGUUCUGGCCAAUUUGUGAUUUUCUAACCUAUAAAGUUGUCCCCGUUCAUUUACAGCCAUUGAUCAAUAGCUCGUUUUCAUAUAUAUGGACCAUAUAUUUGACAUACAUGGCAAACUUGAAGAAAGCCGGCAUCGAUUAGUUCUUUUGUUCUUAUUUGACUUAAUGCGGUAUCAAUCGCACGAAUUACAUACAAACGAGGAAAGCAAGGCCUCUUUCGCCUUUUUGAAGUCUGGAUAGAAGAGCCAAUGGCAGGAUUUUGACUUCUAGAUAGUUAACAGGAACUUAACUUGCAGCUUCAGUUGGAGAAUCAGCAUCUCAUUAUUAUCUUUUGUCCUAAAUUUGGCUGUACAUAGUUUUUCCUGUGUUUAGAGGGAGUUUUCAUUGGAGUAUCAAAAGAGGUCCACUGGCAUAUAAUAUUAGGCUCCUGAAUUAUAAAUUCCCGUGUGAGAAUUUUUUACGGCAGUUCUAUUGACUCCAUAGAUUUGUUUUGUUGUCCAAGACACAGUGUGGCCCAUCGAUUAAUACGGCCAAUGCCAUUUUUAUUUCUUAUCUGUAGCGUUUCAUUUUUUGUCUUUUUAUUUCCUUUGGCCUCGUUGUUCUCUUCCCCCAGCUUAUAUGAUAGUCAUAUGAAAGAUGCCACUGUAUAUAUGAAUGCUUCUUCUCGGUUUUCUUUGUUUUUGCCUUUUUAGAAGACAUGACCAUUAUUUUCUCCCCUGUGCUUGGUAAUACUUAUUGUACUCGUAUUCGAUAGAAUUUCCAAUGAUUAAUCUAAUGAUAAAGAUGUUAUAGCAACAUUUUUUUAUGCUUA